ACGACACGACACAAUCAAAACCUCGGUAGAGAGAGAAAGAGAGAGACAACGAAGAAAAGAACCUGUUCUUCACCAGAACGGAGUUUGAUUUUUCGGAAUAAAUUUAUCGAUCUGUUCAUCCAAAUCGAUCCCCGUCUUCUUUCUCCUCUUCUUCAUUUUCCUGCUUAAAUUUUCAAGGAAAGCGAAGGAAAAAAAAGGAGAGAAGAACAAAGAGAAAUGAAGGAAGAAGAUUAAGAGGAGGAAUACCCAAUUCCCAGGUAAUUUAUUUGGUGAAAUUUCCAAAUUUGUCAAGUGGGUGUUUCUCUUUUUGCCGUUUUUCCUUCAGUGGUGGAAGGUUUGGGUGAGUUGAUGGACUUGGACAGCGUUGAAUGUGUGUCAUCCUUGGAUGGCAUGGAUGAGGAUGAGAUCCACCCUAAUCAUCACUCUGAGUUUUCUUCCACCAAACCUCGGAAUGGAGCCACUAAUAACAACAAUAAUUCUAUGGGUCCCGCCAUCAUUGCUCCGGCAACCAGCGUCCACGAGUUGCUGGAAUGCCCUGUCUGUACUAAUUCAAUGUACCCACCAAUUCAUCAGUGUCACAAUGGCCACACACUGUGUUCCACAUGUAAAACAAGGGUGCACAACCGAUGUCCCACAUGUAGACAAGAGCUUGGAGAUAUUAGGUGCCUGGCACUAGAAAAGGUGGCUGAAUCACUUGAGUUACCUUGCAAGCACUACACCCUUGGAUGUCCAGAAAUCUUUCCAUACUACAGCAAGCUUAAGCAUGAGACAGUAUGUAAUUUUAGACCAUAUAGCUGUCCUUAUGCUGGAUCAGAGUGUUCUGUUGUUGGGGAUAUUCCUUUCCUUGUUGAUCAUUUGAGGGAUGAUCAUAAAGUGGACAUGCACACAGGAUGCACAUUCAACCAUCGUUAUGUGAAGUCAAAUCCCCGUGAAGUUGAGAAUGCAACCUGGAUGCUCACAGUAUUUCAUUGUUUUGGUCAAUAUUUCUGUCUUCAUUUUGAAGCUUUCCAACUUGGUAUGGCCCCUGUUUACAUGGCAUUCCUUCGUUUUAUGGGUGAUGAGAAUGAGGCUCGUAACUAUAGCUAUAGCCUAGAGGUUGGGGCCAAUGGCAGGAAACUCAUUUGGGAGGGUACACCACGGAGUAUUCGGGAUAGCCACCGAAAGGUCAGGGAUAGCCAUGAUGGCCUCAUUAUUCAAAGAAAUAUGGCUUUAUUUUUCUCUGGUGGGGACAGGAAGGAGCUAAAACUCAGAGUUACAGGAAGAAUAUGGAAGGAACAACAGAAUCCAGAUGCUGGGGUGUGCAUACCAAAUCUCUGUAGCUGACAUGUUAUUUGAAGGGCAUUUUCAUCAUUUGUGUGUUUGGGACACUCAUCUGAGCUAAAUUUAUACGAACUUUGUGCUUGCUGUAAGAGAUUAAGGCACUAAGGUGGCUUUGAAAUUUUCAGUUUUCAUAAGCUGUGUGAUAAACAAGAUUUUCUUCCUUUAAAAUUUGCUUGAUUGGACUUCGACACUGGAAGCUGUGUGAACUCCUAUCUUUGCUGCCAGUUGCCAUCAAUUUAAUCGAGCAGUAUCAUU
Molecule: messenger RNA, 1575 nt
Organism: Abrus precatorius (Indian licorice)
Lineage: Eukaryota; Viridiplantae; Streptophyta; Magnoliopsida; Fabales; Fabaceae
Product: E3 ubiquitin-protein ligase SINAT5-like
Exons: 3
Coding region: 349-1323 (324 amino acids)
Biological process (GO): multicellular organism development; ubiquitin-dependent protein catabolic process
Cellular component (GO): cytoplasm
Molecular function (GO): protein binding; zinc ion binding; ubiquitin protein ligase activity
Source: RefSeq, a predicted model, not a curated record